GCCGCGGAAGUGGAGGAGGAGGAGGAGCAGCAGCAGCAGCAGCAGCAGGAGGAGGAGGAUUGCCAAGGGAAAGGAUGGAGGCGGUGGUGUUCGUCUUCUCCCUCAUCGACUGCUGCGCUCUCAUCUUCCUCUCCGUUUACUUCAUAAUUACACUCUCUGAUUUAGAAUGUGACUACAUCAAUGCGAGAUCUUGUUGCUCAAAAUUAAACAAGUGGGUGGUCCCAGAAUUGAUCGGCCACACUGCUGUCAGUGUACUGAUGCUCAUUUCCUUGCACUGGUUCAUCUUCCUCCUCAACUUGCCUGUGGCAACAUGGAACAUCUAUCGGUUCAUUAUGGUUCCAAGUGGUAACAUGGGGGUGUUUGAUCCUACAGAGAUCCACAACAGAGGGCAGCUGAAGUCACAUAUGAAAGAAGCCAUGAUCAAACUUGGCUUUCACUUGCUCUGUUUCUUCAUGUACCUUUACAGUAUGAUUUUGGCUUUGAUAAAUGACUGAAGCUGGAAGGAAAUACCACACAUGGAGUUGACACUACAGCGAACAUCUGAGAAGCCAGAGACGACUUACACCGUACCUAGAACAAUGUCCAAUAAGCAGUAUAUUUUUUUCUCUGAAUAAAAAACUAUUUUUGCUGUAUUUUUACCACAUAAAGUAUUUAAAAAACCAUGAGUUUUUGUAGAUUUCUGGUUCUUGUUUUCAAACUCAGCCCAGUGUAAGUGCCAUUGACCAAUGCUCUCCUGUUUGUUGAAAACACUGAAUGUUUGAAGGCUGAGCACUGCCCCUGGAUUACUGCCCACCAAAGAAAAGAACAAGUGACAUACUUCUUGGCUUAGAGCUGCCCACCAUGUGUGUACUGAAGAGCCAUCUUUCACAUGAGUUGGCUAAGAAUGGAGAAAGUUAGUUGUCUUGCCUACAUGGCCAGAUCUCCAAACAUACUUUUCCUGUAAGACACUCAGGACUAUCAUUUUUUAUACAAAGUUGAAGUGACAUUUCAACACUAUCCUUUCAUUGAAGAGGCUGUGAAAAUUGAAUUGUGUAGGUAAAUGUAAUUUUUGUUGUAGAGAUGGGUGAAAUAAAUACUGAGCAAAGAGA
This is a messenger RNA of Ornithorhynchus anatinus (platypus), 1088 nucleotides long. RefSeq names its product cornichon family AMPA receptor auxiliary protein 4 (gene CNIH4). Gene Ontology annotation, biological process: endoplasmic reticulum to Golgi vesicle-mediated transport. Lineage: Eukaryota; Metazoa; Chordata; Mammalia; Monotremata; Ornithorhynchidae. Bases 75 to 494 code for a protein of 139 amino acids. The record is from RefSeq and is a predicted model, not a curated record. The transcript is spliced from 5 exons. Gene Ontology annotation, cellular component: COPII-coated ER to Golgi transport vesicle; endoplasmic reticulum membrane.